AUGGAGACUUCCUCUUCUUCUCGCGACCUCGCCUUCUCGAGUGCGGGGACAGUCGUCACGUACCUUGUGCCCCAGGAGGGCGCGGUCCGCCGCGUGUUGUCUCCUUCUUCUCCCUCUUCAGUGCCGAAAGGCAGCGCGGCUUCAGGACUCAAAAAAGAGCCGAGCGAAAACUCCAGAGGCGAAAAGGGAGAGGGAGAAGACGACGGAGUCGCUCAACAGGCCUGGCGAGUCAAGGCCUUCCGAGGCGGCCUGGGAAGCGCAGGCGAUCCCAGAGCUUCUCAGGAGGGUCAACGAGAGAUGGGCAUGCAGCAGGUGACUGAGGGAAAAUACGAAGGUGGCUUCGCCCUUUGGGAAUGCACUUGGGAUCUCGUUAAGUUUCUCCUGAAGUUGAACCCGGCGAAUUUCCAAGAUGCACACGUUCUUGACCUCGGAUGUGGGCACGGGCUGGCCGGACUCCUCAUGCUUCAGAGGGGCGCCGGCGCUGUCGUCUUCCAAGAUUUAAAUCCUGAAGUGCUGACAAGCGUCACAGCGCCGACUGUCGCUCUGAACAUGUCCGAAAGCGACGCUGCCCUGACGGCGCAUGCGCCGCGACACGAUCACCAGAUGCGAGUAUGUCGGCGAGCCGCGAACGCACAGGCUGCCGAGCCGCCGUCGCCUGUUUCCGCACCCGCGCCGUCGUUGUUUCUGCCAGCAAACUGCCUUCUUCUCCCGGCUUCCUGGGAGGCGUUCCCUGCUCUGUGUUGCUCCUGCGGCUGUUCCUGUUCGGAGGCAAACGCUGCGUCAUCGGCCUCUCCCCCGUUUCCUUCGACCUCGUCGCCGCCUUGCUCCGGUGCCUCCGCGUUCACCGCGUGUCCCUCGUCGUCAGCUGAGCACGGCCGUCGGGACCGGUCAAGUCCGCACGCGCAGUUUGACUGGAUUGUCGCGUCUGAGUGUAUCUACAGACCCAAGUUGUUCGGCACGUUGCGGCAGCUCCUGAAGACGCGCCUGAAACGCUCAGGAAAGGCUCUGGUCGCCGGGAAACGGUACUAUUUUGGUCUGGGCGGCGGCACAUUGCCCUUCUUGCACUUUCUACGGAAGGCCGAGAGCGAGGCGAGAGAGAGGCAGGCGAAGGCGGAGACAAAAGAAAGGGGCCACGUGGCAGAGGACGGGUCGAAUGCACCCGAGUGCUCGGCGAGCGACGUGUGCAUGGACGAAAGUACAGAGCAACACGCCGACUCAGCGACUGACGCCGAAGACGAGCUGGAAGUAUCCGUAGCACUGGCCAUAGAAGACAAGGCCUCCAACGUUCGCGACAUUCUUGUAAUAGAGAAGAAAAGGAGAAACGUAACGGCGACACCGUCCUAG
Molecule: messenger RNA, 1344 nt
Organism: Neospora caninum
Lineage: Eukaryota; Apicomplexa; Conoidasida; Eucoccidiorida; Sarcocystidae
Product: Chromosome 1 open reading frame 156, isoform CRA_a, related
Exons: 4
Coding region: 1-1344 (447 amino acids)
Source: RefSeq, a predicted model, not a curated record